Messenger RNA from Letharia columbiana, 1245 nucleotides. RefSeq lists its product as uncharacterized. The record is from RefSeq and is a predicted model, not a curated record. Gene Ontology annotation, molecular function: mRNA binding. The transcript is spliced from 3 exons. NCBI's taxonomy places the organism in Eukaryota, Fungi, Ascomycota, Lecanoromycetes, Lecanorales, Parmeliaceae. Gene Ontology annotation, cellular component: cytosol. Bases 1 to 1245 code for a protein of 414 amino acids.
AUGAAGACACUUGACGAUAGGGCAAUCGAAGUUCAAAUUGGCUCAGGAUCGACACUGUACGUUUGUAAUUUUCCUCCUGUUGCUGAUGAGACUUGGAUACGAGAGAAGUUCAAAAGGUAUGGAGAGAUUGUUGACAUACGCUUCCCAUCCCUCAAGUUCGACACGCACCGGCGCUUCUGCUAUGUUCAAUUCAAAUCAUCAAGCGAUACUAAAUCCGCCACUGAGCUUGACGGUGAGGACCUUGGAAACGACCUCAAACUUGUAGCCAAAUUAUCGGAUCCGGGGCAAAAGAAGCCGAGAGAGGGCGCCAUGUAUGAUGGACGAGAACUUUACCUGGUCAAUCUCGAUCGCAAUACAACCAAGGCAGACAUCAAACAAGCCUUCAAGAGAUACGGCCACAUUGAGAGCGUGAGGGUACUCACCAGAGUCGACGGCACUAGUAGAGGCAUAGCCUAUGUAGUCUUCCGAAGUAAAGAUGAGGCCGAAGCGGCCCUCGAAAUGAACCUCACAACGCUCGGAAAUCGCGUCUUGAACGUCUCGGUCUCUACCAACGACAAGUUGAAACGCAAGCAAAACCAAAUCAUCACCUCUACCUCGACAUCUCAACGCGGCACCACUUCCCCACCUCCACAUACGAAUGGCGACACCCACAGUGUCGCGUCGCCCGCCCCUCCCACCAACUUAGCUGGCCAGUCCAAAUUUUCCGAAAUCGAAUCCCGUACCCUCGCGCUCCUCAAUAUACCAGAUAUAGUCAAUGACGCCCGAAUUCGAGCUCUCACAGAACCUUACGGGGAAUUGGUCAAGGUAUCCCUCAGACCGAAUCAUCAGGGAGCUAUUAUCGAGUACAAAAAUGAAGCCUCGGUAGGCAAAGCGUCACUCGCCCUAGAAGGGCAUGAGAUAGCUCCGGGAAGGAAGAUACGCGUUGGAACAGUCAGUGAAAUGAAUCAGCAGAAAGCUGAAUAUCGCAGCGAUCGUAUAGCAGUCGGUGCAGCAGCAAAGACUACCAACGCACAUCUACAAGGGCCGGCACCAAUACGAAGGCCUGGUCAACCUGGGACAAGAAGGGGUGGGAAAGGCGGAUUGGGAAUGAAGAGGGGAGGAGUAGGCUUGAGCGGAUCAAGAGCCACGAAGGAUGGGGAGGACAAGGAUGCGGAGAUGAACGGAACGGUGGAAGGAGAGGAGAAGGGAAAUGCGAAGAACAAUGCUGAUUUCAAGGCCAUGUUUCUCAAGAAGGACGGGGCGUAA